Rhipicephalus microplus (southern cattle tick) is the source of this 2979-nucleotide messenger RNA. Its product is annotated as E3 ubiquitin-protein ligase ZNRF1. The record is from RefSeq and is a predicted model, not a curated record. Lineage: Eukaryota; Metazoa; Arthropoda; Arachnida; Ixodida; Ixodidae. Gene Ontology annotation, molecular function: ubiquitin protein ligase activity. Gene Ontology annotation, biological process: proteasome-mediated ubiquitin-dependent protein catabolic process; protein K48-linked ubiquitination. Gene Ontology annotation, cellular component: intracellular membrane-bounded organelle; membrane; cytoplasm.
AUGACCAAUAGGAUCAGUGUUCUUCCGGCAGGCUAUCAUGGCAGCGGCUAGCUGAGGGAGAUAUGUCGUAGUUUUCGUUCGAACAGCUUCUUUCGGUGGCGAAGAAUGGAUCAGAAGAGGCGCCCAUUCCCAAUGCUAAACCUGCCACCUCGCUGCCGUUUCGUUAGCGCAGUCGAGAAGCAUUCCCUAAGCGUCCGUGCCGCGCGAUGCACGUAAAAGCGAGCGCUGGUCUUUGCCUCCCUGCACUAGUGCGCGUCAACAGCGGUCUGCUCCGAUAGACGAUCUGCCGACGGGAUGGGUGGCAAACAGAGCACGACUACGUCUAACCCGCGCGUAUCUGCGGGCUCCGGCGAUACGACAGGAGCGACGGCGGCGAACGCCGCUGCAGGUGGAGGACUGUCUUCCCUGCUCGCAGGUGCCCACCACUCCUCCAGCAGCACGGAUGCAAGGCUUCGGGCGCGCAGCCUGUCGAGCGUGCUGAACCUGCACCCGGGCCAGCCCCUGAGCAUUCCGGCCUCUCAAAGUGGCUUCGGAACGCCUGAGUCGCCGCCAGAGUCCGGCUCGAGCACUCCGGACAGCACGCCUGUCGGCCGUGUCUUCGCAGCGCACUCACUGCCUGUGCAGCUGGUCUCAUUCAACGGUAUCAAGUGCCCCGUCUGUUCAAAGUUUGUUCCGCCUGACGACGUAGAGUGUCACCUUGUCAUAUGCUUGACAAAACCAAGGAUCAGCUACAAUGAUGAUGUGCUCACAGAAGACAAGGGAGAGUGCGUCAUUUGUCUGGAGGAGCUUAAACGAGGGGACAUCAUUGCUAGACUACCAUGUCUCUGCGUCUACCACAAGAGGUGCAUUGAUGCUUGGUUUGAGGUGAACCGCUCCUGCCCCGAGCACCCUCUGGACUGACGUUGCUGUCGCCCUACGUUUCUCUUUGUGAACUGCAAUGGAGCUGCCAAAUCUGGACCUGUUGUCUACUACAUGACAACCACACGAUCUCACCAUGGACAAACUAACAAAAAAGAGAAAUUAGGUUUGAGCGCAGUUGCACAUUGCACAUCCCUGAAAGACAAGAUUGAAUGGCAGAGUAAAACUGUUGUUUUUAUUGGCAUCUUGUUGAUUUUUCUUGCUGUCAAUUAUUUUGUAUUGGAUGCACUAUUCUGCAACAGUGUCUAGAUAAGUUCUGUCUAGAUAAGCCAUGAACUUUUGCAUGACUUGAACAGUUCUUGCUGUGACAGCAAGUAAUAUCUACGAAAUUUGCUGUGCCUUGGUUUGUGCAACAUAGUGGUCAAGAGUCCGUGUCUUCUGAUUGCCAGCCACAGCAGCCCAGGGCAAUGCUAAGAUGAGCAAGCAGCAUGGUUUCUUGCGACGUAUUCUCUAGUUUUGUAUAAAAAUGAGAAAAUGAGAUGCAGAAGGCAUGAAAGGGAAUUCCAGGAACCUGCGUUGGUGCUGUGAUGAUCCAUAAGCUGUUGUGUGUUGCCCCGUUUCUGAUAUGGCAAACUUUCCCUCCUGAAGCAUGUAAAUGUUCUGCAGCAGAACUGCUGCCUUUCGUAAAUUUGUUGCGUAUUCUUGCUCCCUCGUUGGAGACAGUGCACCGUUUUCCUCAGCUGCUCGCUUUCUCAAAGUGGAACACUCUGUCGGUGCAUCGAGUCAUGUUGUUACUCGUUUGUCAAAUCGCCUUGAAAAAACACUACACAUGUCACUCCCCACAUUUUUUAUACAUGUACAUGAAAAAUGGAAGUGAACAUUCUACAGCUUUCUUUUUUAAUUGCUGCUUAUCUUUUAUAAGUUUCGUAGGGAAUUUUUAGUUCGUUGGCAUCAAAUCUGGGACCCAGCUCGUAGAGUUGUCUCGAUUUUUUUUUCUUCACCCGCCAUUAGACGUUGAGCCCAUUGGCCAUAAUUUGCACAUUACAUCUCUAGUUAUUUUCAGUUACAUAGAUGCAGAGCAGCAGCAGGGCAUAUUAAGUCCUUUGGUAAUGUAACCGGUACUAAAUUUGCCCAAAGUGUAGUGAGCCACAUGCAUAAUUUUGUUCAUCUCUGGUGCCAUACCACUAGUUACUAUGAUUUGUUUGUAGUGUCGUUGGAUUCAUUUCUGAUAACGAGUUCAUUCAGAGCUCGAACUUCCCUCUUCCCCUCCAACCACUUUUUUUUUCUCUCUAGCUCUAACCUUAACUGAGAGUUUGUUGGUUGCCACAGGCCUUGUUGAUAGUGACCACUAGCUGGUUUAGCUUUCCUUCUUUAGUGCCUGCUUGAUAAGAGUGUUUAUAUUGGUAUGCUGAUAUGAUGUGAAGCACCAUUAUCUGGCAGUGAUGUGACCAUAGUGCUGUGAUGGCAGUGCUACAGAAGAUGCCUUAAUGUCUCGUGCUCUGUGGCACAUGCAUCGUGGCACUAGUCUGAAAGAGCAGAUGCAUUUUGGCCUUUGUUGGGUUUUUUUUUUUUCUAUUCAGCGGGAGCACCGUGGCUUGGCCUCUUGUGGGUUUUGCAGUGCUUUUGUCUGUAAUGGGACAUGCUUGAAGAAGAAUUCUGUGAAUGUGCCGCAUACGAGGACACACUUCAGUGAUGUUGGCACAACCACAGUGUCUGCAGUCAUUAGCAUUGCAUUGUGCCCCAAAGUGCAAUCGGUUAAAAGUUGUGUGCGUGCACGUGUGCUUGCUUGCAACAUGGUAACAUCCGAAGGACAUUACACAAGCCAGAGUAUGACGUUCCUUCACGUUUCCUAUGCCCCUUUCUCCACCCCUCCUCCUUUUUUGCUGCCAUCUAAGUACCACACGCUAGGCAGUGAAGUUAGAAUUCGUACAAAGUGUUUGCUAUGUACGUGUGAGAGAGGUUGGUUGUUUGAUAUAGGGGGAGUGAUAUUUUUUGUAAAGUUCUGCAGUACUAAAUUGCCUGUAACUGCUUGUAGCAUAUGUGUGCGUGUGUGUGGGUGUGAAUAUUGUGUAUGAAUAUUAAAAAAAGAAAUAAAAGUAUAUCACAUUUUUCUAACUUUCA